This is a messenger RNA of Vanessa atalanta (red admiral), 1551 nucleotides long. RefSeq lists its product as uncharacterized. The record is from RefSeq and is a predicted model, not a curated record. Gene Ontology annotation, cellular component: membrane. The transcript is spliced from 7 exons. The coding region runs from base 299 to 1132 and encodes 277 amino acids. Lineage: Eukaryota; Metazoa; Arthropoda; Insecta; Lepidoptera; Nymphalidae.
CGGUCGUGUACCACGGUUUUGUUCGCCGUGCCGAGAGUAAAUUACCUUCAACCCUCCAUAACAAUCACGCGAUAUUAUUAAGAGUUUGUGUAUAACAAAACAUUAAGGGAAAAAUGUGAAGUAAAAAAUUUGGUAACGUGAGAAUACGACGUGAAAUCAAAUGACAUUGUGAAGGGUGGGGUCUCAGCGACCAGAUGAGAAGAUUUAAUUGGUAUAGAAGCAAGUUACGGCCACGAAAAUUGCUCCACACGGCAGUCCAGCGCGAGCGUACAUCGCCUACCACAAACUGGGCGCAGGCAUGGAGACCCAGACUGCGACACCGCAGUCUGAGUGCGAGUGUGGCGUGCACCCCUCCGUGUUUUACCUUCUGGCCACACUUUUACUCACGAGUUGCUCCACUGCUAUGCUCUGCGCUGCCAUCAUGACAGAGCAUUGGGAACACGUGUCCUGGGAGAAGUCGGCUCUCGCGGCACUCGCAAAUGCUUCCAAUACUGCACUGCAGUGGCUCUUGGAUGAGAAAGUUGUUAAGAUUGGAGAUUCACACUCUCGAAAAGGCGGCGGCACAUUUUUAGUUCCCAUGAAUGGAGGUAUUUGGACCAUGUGCGUGUCUUUAGAAGAGGAAGAAGUGUCAAUAUUGGCGAGAGCCGGAUUUCCGACGGAGCCGCUGUGCACAAACUACUUGGCAGAUGACGAAGAUGAACAGAGAGGAGAUUGGCAACAUCGUAUGCAGAACCUGUCCAUAUCGUGUGCGCUGGUGUGUCUCAUCGUGUUAGGCAGCGCAGCGCUGGUCGGCGCUUUUGGCGUCUGCAAACAUCAAAUCAGCGCUGUGCUUGUUACUGGUGUCAUGUAUCUUUUAGCCGGGUUAUUCGCAAUGUUCACAUUAAUGAUAAUACAUUUCAAGCGAGUCCAACGAGUGUCUACCCGCGGCAGUUCUCACGGUGAUGACACCGCAGACGGCGUCAUAGGCCCGCGUUACCCCGCAUUCCCCUUACUAUCCGCGAGAGAGUUUACGACAUCGUGGUCGUUAGAGCUGGGGUGGGGAGGCGUGGCUUUAGCGACCACUACGUCACUUCUGUGGAUAUUGUUAUCGAAGAUCAUGAGAUACAAUCCUAUAUCAUCUAUGUUGUUGUGAAUUCGCAUGAUUAUUAUGCGUUUACACGGACGCGAGGGUUAAACUGAAAAAAAAAAGAUUUUAGAAUGUUUAAUGCAAUAAAUUAAAUUUAUACAUAAUGUUACCUAAACAAAAUACGCGUAAAUCGCAAUGAGCCUAGUCCGUGUAAAUGCUGGAUAAAGUCAAUUACGUUAAUCCCAAUAUUUUAAGUAGGAAAUUUCUACCCAGGCGCUUUUAUAUUGCGUCAUAAUUAAACAUUAAAUUUAAGUAUAAUUAACAUAAACCGUCAUUAAGAAAGCUUGAAAAAACAGCCUUAUACCCAAAUAAUUAUGAACCCAAAAUGCCGCAACCAAAUUUCUAAUUUAUAGCACUCUACAUUAGGCUUAUCAUUGUACAAAAGUAAUAGCUUAGGCAGUCGCCGGGCUUGUUGCCGUCCAUAC